AGCUGGAGAACUCGAUGCUCGGCAUGAGUCCGGACUUCACGCGCAACGAGUCGUCGCCCAUUCAGCUGACAACCCCUCCCCACACACUGAGUCUCGGUGACCACCAGUUCCCCGGUGUCGGUGACACCCACUACACCACACAAAACGGUCCCAAUCGCGCCGGUAGUUAUAAAAAGAAACGCAAUGUCGCGCUCUCGGGCUUCGCCAGCAACGAGGACAGCCUACUAUUAGAGCGUUCGCGCAAAGAGUCACUCGAAUCGCCUGAAUAUCAAAGUUAUUUCAAUUCCAACGCUUCGGCCAACGAUUACAGCGACGAGUCGACGGCUCUGCUGAGGCGUCAGGUGAAGGCGCUGUCGAGACGGGUGGCGGCCAUCGAGCUGGACAAUCAGCACCGACACCAGCGCGAAGUGUUCAUCUACACCAUUGGUGUCAUCUAUUUCUUAGUCAAA
This is a messenger RNA of Oppiella nova, 449 nucleotides long. The record is from the annotation of a GenBank genome assembly. Lineage: Eukaryota; Metazoa; Arthropoda; Arachnida; Sarcoptiformes; Oppiidae.